Messenger RNA from Dentiscutata erythropus, 156 nucleotides. The record is from the annotation of a GenBank genome assembly. NCBI's taxonomy places the organism in Eukaryota, Fungi, Glomeromycota, Glomeromycetes, Diversisporales, Gigasporaceae.
GUGAAAAUAAUGAUGAUACGUAUGAAGAAAGCUCAAACUCAUUAUCUCUAAAUUAUAUAAUUUUAGAAGAUGUAGUAAAUUUGCAGGAUCCCAUUUUUCAAGAUAGAGAAAUCGCACAAUUUGAAUUUUCUACUGACAUUGCAGAUAUGACUGAUA